Molecule: messenger RNA, 1641 nt
Organism: Saccharomyces mikatae IFO 1815
Lineage: Eukaryota; Fungi; Ascomycota; Saccharomycetes; Saccharomycetales; Saccharomycetaceae
Gene: BUD9
Product: Bud9p
Exons: 1
Coding region: 1-1641 (546 amino acids)
Source: RefSeq, a predicted model, not a curated record
AUGACGAAAAUCACUAGAAAUGCUUCAAGUACAACAGAUAAUUCAACAUCCACAUCUGGGACUACGACGACGUCGUGCGCAUCUUUAAAUAGAAACAAUCUGCAAAGAUUCAACCAAUCACGGGGAAGAAUAAGAUCCGACUCAUUAUUCAUUGAAGGAUCUGAUCCAUCUCCACCAUUGCAAGCAGAGUCAUAUAACGUCUAUAUUGAUGGCAGCAAGUAUAGCGAAAUACUCAAAAGAGAUACAAAUUCGAGUAGCCCAGAUAGUAGACAGGUCUUCGAAGAUGCUAGAACUGACAAUUUCUAUGAAAAAUCACAUAGUGUUCUAGAGAAUUCAAUUCUAGAUUUGAUACGACGAGAUUCAGCAACGGCAGCAUCUCCAAUACCUCCGCCAUGCUCGAAUGAAAAGAACAGAAAUUCCUCAAACGGUUCGUCCGCUGAAACUAACCCACAUGGACACAGUAGCAGCGGUACCAUAUCCACGUCAGUGCUGUUGAACAUGAGUUCCACCGAAAAGCACAUUGGGAUGACCAGAAGAGAAUGUUUGGAAUCAUCUUCAAUGAAAUCAUUCGAAAAAUUGAGGGUGAGGCCUUCCUCAUCAUAUUAUCCACCUCUUGAGGGAACUCCACCGUGUCAAGGACCAAGAAAUACAGUUUCUAAACGCAAAGCUACAAGCCAAGUUCAGGAUACAUAUUCACCUUCUUAUAUACCGUAUGGUAACGGACUUAUACCAUGUAAUGAAGAGACUAUUGAGGUAGUAAAGAGUAGAGUUCCUAACGAUGAAAUAAGUGAUGCUUUUGAUAAAGCUUUUAUUCCACAUGAGUUUCAGAUCCCUAAAAAGGCCUGGAAUAGGCCCUCAGCGAAUAGGUUUUCUAAACUCCAAUCUCCGCGAAACCAUUCCCUUCUGACUGACAUACUAAAGCCUGUUGCGGCUGCUGACUCUGCUUGCAACCAGGGAAACCCUUCUAUAGUAUUAGAAGAUACAGUACAUCCAAGUGCACUGUAUGAUUCAUUUAAAGAAAGUCUUCAAACUGGACUGCAAGACCAAAGACAGAAGAAAAGCAACCAACUCAGUUUAGAAAAAACUUGUAGUCCUCGGGUCCCACUUGAGAUCGCAAAGGAUUCCAUGCGUAGUCAAAAUUUGUCAUAUGAGAAAGAACAUCAAAAUAAUGCAGAAGGCAAACAAGUUCCUGAGGUCAACACAGAAAACAACGCUAUUAAGCAAUGCCAAUAUGUAAAAAUUCACGAGAAAACCAAUCAAGAUCGGCAACUAAGUUUUCAAAUGAACACAAUGCCUAUUCAGAGGAUAGACUCCUCCUCAAUACGUUCAUAUGAUUCACAACUGUAUGGAUUUUCUGAGGUUUAUAGUAUUCCAAGAGUUACACUAGCACUGUGCGUUUGCCUUUUGAUUCCACCUCUGUUCUUUUUCUUUUCAGUUAGUGGUGGUAGUGGCAUUUCAAAUUAUAGAUUAAUGAGAAUGAUUAUGAAUUACGAACAUAGAAUCGGUCUCCUCAAAGGAUUUGAAUGGGACAUCGAUGUACAUUGGUUCAGAACAUUGUGCUUUGUAUUAGGAUGCAUAGAGAUCUCAGUAAUAUUCGCUAGCAUAGGAAUAGGGUUUGGUGUAGGGAUGACAAGAGAAUAA